CCCCUAUUUAAAAUCUCCUCUCAUCCUCCCCUUUUCUUUAAUACUCCCCUCCUCACCUAUAUAACUAUAACUCUAUAUUUUCUCUCCUCCUCCGCCGUGGAAUUCUGGUUAUGUUCGCCGCCAAAGGUAAUCAAGCCGCCGCAACUAAACGCUUAAAUAUAGCAUUAUAAUGCCGUCGCCGAAGAGUCACCGGAAGGGAGGCCAUGAGAAGAACAAGAAGGGGCGCUUGUCGGAGAAGGCGUCGUCGUUUCACGGGAGGGAUGCCGGAGGUAUGGCCGACAUGCUUCCGCGGCCGAGGACGGUGCCGGACUUACUGGCCGGCAGGAGAGGCGGCGGGAUUCCGGCGGCGGCGAAGCUGACGAAGUUGCUUGUGAACGUGACGAUACAGAGGAGCCCUGGCCCGGUCCACGUCUUGAUGGCGCCGGAGGCCACCGUGCAUGACCUGAUCACGGCGGCGCUCCGCCAGUAUGUAAGUGAGGCGCGGCGGCCGGUGCUUCCGUCUACCGCUUGCUCCGCCUUCGAUCUCCAUUACUCUCAGUUCAGCUUAGAAAGUUUGGAUAGGGAGGUGAAGAUAGUGGAGUUGGGUUCAAGAAACUUCUUCCUCUGUCCGAGGCAGAUUGCGGCGGAGAGCGGCGGCGGCGGCGCAUCCAGCUGCUCAAAGGAGGCUGAGGAAAGCAACACAAAGAAAGGGUUACCGUGGCUUAAAUUCAUGGAUUUUUUACUGUAAUUCAAG
This is a messenger RNA of Salvia splendens (bonfire salvia), 733 nucleotides long. RefSeq lists its product as uncharacterized. The transcript is spliced from 2 exons. Lineage: Eukaryota; Viridiplantae; Streptophyta; Magnoliopsida; Lamiales; Lamiaceae. The record is from RefSeq and is a predicted model, not a curated record. Bases 170 to 727 code for a protein of 185 amino acids.